Messenger RNA from Alternaria rosae, 1322 nucleotides. RefSeq lists its product as uncharacterized. Lineage: Eukaryota; Fungi; Ascomycota; Dothideomycetes; Pleosporales; Pleosporaceae. The record is from RefSeq and is a predicted model, not a curated record. The transcript is spliced from 2 exons. The coding region runs from base 386 to 1024 and encodes 212 amino acids.
CCUAUCAACGUCUUGGUCUAUUUCCAAGCAGUAUGAACAGCUUCUGCGUCACGUACGUGUAUAUCACUAUCACUAGACGUUCACGUAGGGCACGAGUUGGUACAGAGGAGAUGAUGCAAGGCUAUUGAAUAGACUACAAGCCUAGUGCCGUCGUUGCCGUUCAAACAUUGCUUCCGAAACUUCUCCGCUGCCGCGGUUGCCGUUUAAGCCUUUCUUCAGAAGCUUCUCCACCACCCCGAUUUGCAAACAACGUCAUUCUCCAGAACCAAAGGCACGACCGCUGCGAUCUUGGGGCUCACGGCCUGACUUCAUCAACAACCUCCGCCCGUUACUCAAGCGGCGACACAUCGCUAGUAAUCAAGUUCAGGGAGACAAAUCUCGUAUAAUGGCAUCUUUCUUUUAUUCCACAAAAACAGGCAGCAAAAGCACAUACCCGCUCCCGGACAGCCUCAACGCCGAUGACAUUCUCCAGAUUCUGCACAAUCAUUCAGUGCUAUCCCAGAUAUUCUGGCCACACUCAUCUGCCACAAUUCGCACCCAGCCAAGUUCCACGUCAAAUGUGUCCAAUUUCAUCGUUGGGCAGUAUGGGUCGGAAUACAAAGCGACCCUGUGCAGCCAGUCGGAUGGGGUGGUGUGCACCGAAGAAAUGCCGCUGGGAGUCAAAGCUACAAUCACUUACGUGGUAGUGGGUCGCGAUCAACUUGCCAAACAGCAGAUUGCACGUAGCGAGAUAGGCGAAGCAGGCUCGACUUCAAGCUCACUUAAUCUGUCCAACUCGUCCACCACACCGCUGGAUCACCAACUCUACCUGCUCGAGGAGAUAGCAGCAACUGCUUUCAAACCACUCGCUUCUUUGAUCAGUAUAAAGCAAAACAAGCUCAUUCCCAAAACAGGGAAUCUAGUGAAGGUUUUGGAGAAUCUGGGUGGGCCGCAGAAGGAUCUCAUUUCUGCGUUGUCGGAGUUGAAUGACAUCAGAACACAUGUAGAUGCCGAUAUUUCGCUGGACAAGGCAAAGGAGGAAUAGCAAGUAGAGCGUGCCGCUCUAUGGCCGCAAGUACACUUGCCAAGCGCGAACGGUACGAGUACGAGUGCUCUACCAACGGCGGUCUCGGCUUUGCGGACUGCUUCAAUGACUCGCAAAACACCUAUCUGCUCAACACUGAUUCGGAUUACCAGCAGAUGGACGGGGAUGUGCAGUAUUACUACCCUGAUCUAGAGUAUACUUGGGGCGCCGAGAUCCAGACUACGAUCAGAAUGCUAGGACUACGAUUGGGUCGGGGAGUAAUGCGGCUUUUAGGGGGAGUGAUCAUGCGAGUAGUAUU